Eufriesea mexicana is the source of this 1979-nucleotide messenger RNA. RefSeq lists its product as uncharacterized. Gene Ontology annotation, molecular function: protein binding. Gene Ontology annotation, cellular component: membrane. Bases 404 to 1942 code for a protein of 512 amino acids. The record is from RefSeq and is a predicted model, not a curated record. The transcript is spliced from 10 exons. NCBI's taxonomy places the organism in Eukaryota, Metazoa, Arthropoda, Insecta, Hymenoptera, Apidae.
GCCCGGUCGCGUGGAAAAAAUGACGGCAGAUUGAAUUAUAAACCACAUGUGGCGAAGUUCCAAGCUACCAGACCAAGAACGGCAAAGCGUCAGUCGGUGACAUUAGAGGCGAACGAAAGUAUACCAGCCAUUUUACACCGGCCGACACGUCGAUCCAUUUCCGGCGAAAGAAUGACACACGAGACGACGGAGGCGUCACGUUCGUUCGAUCGACGCAGACGACAGACCAGUUCGUUUAGCAACGCAUCCGUCUGAAAAGAGCUAAUUGAACGUUCACCCUGCUGCCGAGACUUUCACUGCGGCCGCCUUCCACAGACGCCAGCGUCGCGGAGCGUCCAACUUUGCGUCUCGCGUUAGCGUCGAGAUUGACCGGAAGCCAUCAGCAGAGGAAGACGCGGUUGAAAUGAAAGUUUCGAGGAUCUGGCAGUUGGUCCCGUUGCUGAUCAUAUCUGCUCCCAGCGUGUUCUCAGAGGACAACGUAUGCGCGAGAACGGAAAAUUACACGGUCACGUUGAAGGAAACGUACACGAAGCCAGUCAUCGUGAAUACGUUCACCUGGUGCCUGAAAAUUCCACCCAGAUGCGAGAAGACACGAACGGAGAUGAGGCAGCUUUAUCGCGUGAAGACAGAGUCGAAGACCAGGAUCGUAAAGGAGUGCUGCGAUGGCUACGAAAUGGCUUCGCCCAGCGACGAGGAGGACAUCAGGUGCGUGCCCUCUUGCGAAAAAUGCCUGUCAGGGGUUUGCGUCUCGCCGAAUCGAUGUCAGUGUAUUCCCGGCUACCAGGGUGACAGCUGUGACACCGUGUGUCCGCCGGGCACGUGGGGCACCCAUUGCAGAGAGAAGUGCAACUGCAGCAGCGAGGACGUAGCUUGCGAUCCCAUAAAUGGCCACUGCGUGACGUGUCCGACAGGAUUACGUGGACAGAUGUGCAGUGAGCCGUGUCCGAGCGACCGUUGGGGCCCGGGAUGCGCGUUUCCAUGUGACUGCGGGGUACCGGCGAACGAAUGUGACCCAGAAACUGGCCGCUGCAUCGAGGAUAAGAAAGUUCCCGUGGAGAACGCGAGCCAUCCUGAAAAGGCCGAGGAGAACAGCGUGACUGUCAAUUUCGCUGUCAUACACCUCGACGGAGAGUCUUCGAGGAUUUGGGAAACCACGGAGAACAUGACCAUAGAUGGCCGCGAGACACUCGGCACCACGGAUAAUCCUGGGAAAACAACGAGUCCGGAAACCACGACUGUCUCGACUUCGAGUCUGACAGAUGUCAGGACGAAAGCUCACAGGGAGGACAAUCCGAGCACCACCAGGCCCGUGAUCGUUUUGGUCUCCGUUCCGGAUAGAAGGAGGAACUUGGAUAAGGAUAGAGGGAAAUUCGUGAUGAAGAACCCGUUCGCGAGACACGUCGAUGACAAUGACAUAGGACCGCCGAAAAUCGAUUAUGUCAAGAACAUUCACACAGAGGUUCCAGCACCCCCGAUUCCCUUGGACAUCGCCCUAAUAGUGAUAGCCCUGAUCGUAUCACUGGGAGUGACCUCGGUAGCCGUGGUGAUGGUUCUCCACAUGCGUGCGAAGCUGCUGGAAGCAGCCAGACUGUCAAUCUACGAGGAACAGAAGAACCAGCAGAAUUCGACCAAGAUCUCGUCCAUAGUGACCGGUACUCUUCCACAAACUCCCAUUCGCCUGGUACCCCUGUUCGCCUCGACUCCUGACCCCAGAACUAUGUCAACGAUGGACAACGAUGACCUGUCUAACUACGCCAAUGGUGCAGCUACGAUUGGACUUCGUAUAUCUGGCAAUCUUCAUGGUCUCCUGCAAGAGGACCACUACGACCGACCCCCAGCAACGCGUCUUCACCUGCAAAGCGACUUCGACGCGAACAUGGAGCACGUCUACGACGAAAUUCCCCUGCAAUCGAGCCCUUUGAGUUCCCGCAAGAACGCGUGAUGGGGGCCCGACGUCUGACAUGUCUCUGCAGCCAGCA